ACAUCUCCCAGAGCGGAGCUGCGGGCAGCACAACAGAUGCGACGAGUCGCGGUUCCACCACGAAGCUGCAGUUUGACCACUUGCCGCUCGUCAAGGGGACGAAGAUCGGGAUGGAAUGGGAGAUGCACCAUCGCGAGCAAACCGUGACGCACGGGGCCCCAGAUGGCGCCCACACCGUGAAUCGGGGGAAGCACUGGAGCGCAAGUCCUUCGCGGGGCAAGGAACCAGAGAGCCGGCGCCCACGAGGCAACGACCAGGCGGGCGCCGUGACCAACCACGGCACGGACUCGCAGGACAUCGGCGGACCCCCCGCCAAGAUGGCGCAGGCAAAGCUCGGGCAUGUCAGGCAGAUGGCGCGCCGCAUCGCAAACGUCAACGCGAGGUUCGCCAGCGGGGCGCCGCGGCCAGGCGGAGCCCCGCCCACGAAGGAUGCCGCGAUUGGCAAGCGAACAGAAGCGACGGGCAAGCGGCGCUGUGUCGCUCGAGCGGCGGCGGCGACAGCGAACGAGACCUUUGGCAGCGACCGGACGGGGCCCGAGGGAACGCAGCUGCGGCCACCCAGCGACCCAGCGGCGAGCCUUCAGGCGCGGGGCGCAGAAAUCAAGAGCAAGCGCCCCCUCGCCGCGCACAGCGGCACGCGGCCUGCCAAGCGGGCGCAAGGCCAAGCGGCGCAGUCAGGAAAGCAGCUGCGGCCGCCCGACUGCCCCGCGGCCAGGACGGCCCCAUCCAGCAGGGCAACCACGAGAAGGCGCGACGGCAUCCAGCUCACCGCGGGAGCGGGAGCCGCGGCGCCCAGCGGAGACUGCGGGGCACGGCCGGGAACGCAGCGGCGGCCGCCCGACGGCCCCGCGGCCCCGCCAGAUGCUGCCGGCAGCGCUGCAGACAGCAAAAGUGGAGGCGACCUCUCCCACGCCGACGAAGACGCGCGCGGCAACAAGGAGGAGCUCAAGACGAUCGCGGAGGAGCCGCCAGCUGGGCGGCCAGAAGCAGCCAGCGCCGAACGAAGAUGGCUUUCCAGGGCGCUGCACAUCCG
Messenger RNA from Prorocentrum cordatum, 1033 nucleotides. The record is from the annotation of a GenBank genome assembly. Lineage: Eukaryota; Dinophyceae; Prorocentrales; Prorocentraceae.